Orussus abietinus is the source of this 516-nucleotide messenger RNA. RefSeq lists its product as uncharacterized. Bases 1 to 516 code for a protein of 171 amino acids. The transcript has a single exon. NCBI's taxonomy places the organism in Eukaryota, Metazoa, Arthropoda, Insecta, Hymenoptera, Orussidae. The record is from RefSeq and is a predicted model, not a curated record.
AUGCUCCAGGCCCGACGUCUUGCCCGAACCAAGUGGCGGGACCGGCUAGCCGGUUCCGCCGGGCACAGGGCGGUCGAGGCUGUGCUGGCCAGCUGGGAUAGCUGGCUGGACCGUGUUCACGGUAGGCACACCUACCGACUGAUGCAGGUGCUCUCCGGACACGGGUGUUUCGGGAAGUAUCUGUGUCGAAUAGGUCAGGAGGCGACGGCGCAUUGCCAUCAUUGCGAUGCGGAGCGGGACACGGCGCAACACACCCUCGAGGUGUGUCCCGCCUGGGAGGGGAAGCGCUAUGUCCUGCUCCAAGUAAUCGGUGGGGACCUCUCGUUGCCGGCCGUCGUCGGCGCGAUGGCCCGCGACGAGAUGUCACGGGAGGCGGUGGCCUCCUUCUGCGAGCAGGUGAUGCUGAAGAAGGAGGCUGCGGAGCGGGAUCGGGAGAUGGCCGAUCCCGCCCGCCAAGGGGUGGCGGGGCGGUGGCGCUGUCCGGGAGUGACAGGUCUUCCGCCGCCUCUUGGAUAG